AAUGCCUCUGGGGGCGGUGGCCCGGCAUUUGUUGAUGACGGUUUCCGGCGGAGGGGAGGGGAGGGGUGGUGUUGCUGUGUCAGGGUCUCGCCUUACGGUACCUCCGCUACCCGCCGGCUUUCCCGGGCUGAGACGAGAUUUCCAACUGCGGGGAGAGCCACGGUCAUGGCGAGCGCGGGCGGCACUUACCGGCUCCGCUGCUCCGUGGUGGGACACGAGCUGGACGUGCGGGGCUUGAGUCACGGCCUGUUCCCGCCGGGCGGCUUCGUGUCUGUGUCCCGGGACCGAACCGCCCGGCUGUGGGCCCCGGACGGUCCUAACAGGGGGUUUACUGAAAUGCAUUGUAUGAGAGGCCACUCCAAUUUUGUAUCUUGUGUAUGCAUCAUACCUUCAAGUGACAUCUAUCCUCGUGGGCUAAUUGCAACAGGUGGAAAUGACCAUAAUAUUUGCAUCUUCACACUGGACAGCACAGCUCCACUCUAUGUCCUUAAGGGUCACAAAAACACUGGUAGGAUUAAGAAGGAAGGCUCUUUGUGGCAGAGAGGGAGAAAAUCAGGAGCAUCUAUAUGCCAAUGUGCAUCAGUAACCAGCCUACCACUAACCCAGCCUCACUCUUCUUCUCUUGCAGCUGCUGAAUCCUUCUGCCACAAGAAGUUCUUUGAAAUGGUGGGACUGAAAAAGAAGAGCCAGGAAGAUAUAAAGAAGAUUUUCCACAUUCUUGAUAAAGAUCGAAGUGGCUUCAUUGAGGAGAAUGAGUUGAAAUUUAUACUGAAGGGUUUCACCUCUAAUGGCAGAGACCUAUCUGAUAAAGAAACCAAGACACUCCUGGCUGCUGGAGAUAAGGAUGGAGAUGGCAAAAUCGGCAUUGAUGAAUUCAUAACUUUGGUGGCUGAAGCAUAAAGCCUUUGACCAAUCUGAACCCUCCAUCUGCCCUUCACCACCUGAUUCCAGCCAGCUCCUGCUGUCCUCCUUGGCUCUUGUUCUAUUUAUUUUUGUUAUUUUAUACUUCCACUCUGUUCUCUGCAACCCUGUAACUCUGUAAUUGUGCUGAAAGAUGCUGUUAAAAUAAUAAAGGUCACAUUGA
Molecule: messenger RNA, 1084 nt
Organism: Chelonoidis abingdonii (Abingdon island giant tortoise)
Lineage: Eukaryota; Metazoa; Chordata; Testudines; Testudinidae
Source: RefSeq, a predicted model, not a curated record